Messenger RNA from Dendrobium catenatum, 1460 nucleotides. RefSeq lists its product as uncharacterized. The coding region runs from base 73 to 666 and encodes 197 amino acids. The transcript has a single exon. Lineage: Eukaryota; Viridiplantae; Streptophyta; Magnoliopsida; Asparagales; Orchidaceae. The record is from RefSeq and is a predicted model, not a curated record.
CACUAUGAGGGCUCAAAAGAGCAUUUUUGUAUGUGAAAGCACUAUGGAAGCACUAUGAGGGCUUAAAAGCUGAUGGGGUUCUGCAAAAAGUGGAGAAGAGGGCAGUUUUUUAGAAGAUUAUUUGCUUUGCUGUGCCUAUUUGUCCCUAUUUUCUGUAUUCUGGGCUUACUUAGUCCAGGCCUUCCAGAGCUAGCACCGAAUUCUCGGAGCGAAGUAAUGGCGUCAAAAAGAAAUGUAGAAGGUGAAACUAAGCUAGGUGAACUCGGCCUCUUAAUGAUCAAAAUGUUACCUGAAAAUCUAGCUUUCACUGUUUUUCUCCCUUCGGAAAAAGCCUUUGAUCAUGUCCUGAAAUUACAAUCGAACAGCAGCUUAAUGACUGAUAAGAUGAAUGAUACCUUUGCCAUUCUAUCUCAAAUAAUGGGUUUUUGCACUGUUCCUCAACACAUACCUUCAGAAUCUGUGCCUGUUCUGAAGGAGUUACAGCUCGAUUCUGUUUCUGGAUUCAUAAUUUAUGUUUGGAAGAUGCCUGAUGGAGCACUUUUAGUUAACAAUAUUAGGUCCGAGCAGGUUGAUCUCCGAAAGGGAGAGAUCAUUGUGCAUGUAAUGGAAGGGGUUAUCAUGGAUGCAGAGUUUGAGCAGUCCUUUAUUCCUGAUUAUGAGGAAUAACAUACACUUAAUGGGGCUCGCAGCCUCGUAAAUGGUGAAGAAAUUGAGUGAUUGUACCAUUUUUUAUAACGUUUUUGAUGCAUUUUUAUCGAUGUUAAACAUUGAAGAUGGAGAUUUUCACAGGAUCAGGGAUACAAGGCCAUCCUCGUGCUGGUUUCUGGUUCCUCCAGGCUCCCAAAAGACUUGAAGGUUUAGGCAAUGUAUUGGAGUUGAAGAAUGACAUGUGAAGCAUGUACAAGAUUUGAAAUUAUAUAGAUUUAAUUGUUUUUGAGGAUAUCCCUUCAUUAAAAUGCAUGCAAAUUUCAUCAUGAACUUUGAAAGGUUGUCUUCUAUUUGUUUGUAUGUAUAUGUCGCAGAUCUGUUGACUAUUUUAUAAGGAAUAGUUCGUCGCCCUUAAACAGAGACUAUCACAUUUUUUUUGUUGGAACGAGGUAUCUAUCCGCUGCCACACCUGAAAGAACGUUUGGCGGCAUGACUAAUCCUCGGCUGACCUAGAAGAGCACCCACCUCAGAAACCUCAUGGACCUCACUUGUUUGGAAUCCACUUAAGAGGCGCUGCCGCUCGAGAGGAAUCGAACACGGGUUAGAGAUUCCCAACCCUACUUGCCCACCAACCAAGCUAAGCAACGGUACUGACUAUCACUUACUAAUUUUCAUAUGUAUUUGUGGUUCAUGAUUGUAGCAGCUUUAAGCUUUAAGUAGUCAAUGGGAAUCCUAUUUGCCCUAGUUGGCAAGCUAAUGAGUCCCUUGAAAGUUUAGUUUGCGUUCAAUUUUCUAUUUAUUUUUAUUUCUCA